Molecule: messenger RNA, 1854 nt
Organism: Cladophialophora carrionii CBS 160.54
Lineage: Eukaryota; Fungi; Ascomycota; Eurotiomycetes; Chaetothyriales; Herpotrichiellaceae
Exons: 3
Coding region: 1-1854 (617 amino acids)
Molecular function (GO): protein binding
Source: RefSeq, a predicted model, not a curated record
AUGGAUUCAUUUCAACAUGUUCUCAGCCACCGAUUUGGUCUUCUCGGUCUUCUGGCGUUGACUCAAUUGGAUCUUGUCCAGGCCGGGGUUGCGCUUGAUCCAGUGAAGAACUUUUGCAGAAGAAUUGGACACAGCUCGGUUUAUAAGAACGGGACGCUCUAUAUCAAUGGCGGCAUUGAGACAUACGUCGACUUUGGUGCGGACGGGCAACAGGAUUGGAACACGAUUACUACCGGCAUCAACGAGAACCUCAUCUCGGUCGACAUGACCGCGUCAUGGGACUGGAAGACAAAUAUAUCCAUCUCCCAGAACGCCAGACACGAAAGUGGCAGCGUUGCCGGCAUGCAAUGGCCGGUGAAUGUUCACGACGGCGCUCUGUUCGGAGGUUUGAACGACUCCCCCUCGCUGACCAUGUUCGGUGGUACAACCUCCGACUUCAACCAGUCAUUCCCCAACUUCUUGAUUCCCCCGGACACGCGGUACGGCAUUUGGACCUACGAUAUGGAUGGGGAUAUUUGGACUGCUGUCGACACGUCUAACGUCUUAGACACCAUACCCUCUUGGGGAGCCAGUGCUGAAGCUCCGGACCAAGGACUCGCCUUCUACGUUGGUGGACAAAUCGACGACGGUACAGCAAACAGCACUCAGUUUCUCGGCGACGAUACUGUUGGCGUGUCUGGCAUGGUGGUGAUCGAGACCCAAACCAACACCAUCAAGAAUAUAACGGGCUUGAGUGGCAUUCAGACCAAUCGCCAAGGAGGAGGCCUCGUAUACGUCGACAACUUUGGCAAUUCCGGCGUGCUUUUGCUUAUUGGUGGGCAGACCCAAACCACGGGUUACAUUCCCAUGGAUGAGAUCAAAAUCUUCGACAUUCACUCCAUGGACCUUACCGGCUUGGCUGGAAGCGGUAACAACCUGUGGUACGAGCAGAAGGCAACUGGUGACAUUCCCGACGCCCGGGUGGACUUUUGCUUGGUGGCUGCACCUUCGCAAGACAACAGCAGCACCAGCAUCUACCUUUACGGCGGAACAAGCAAUGGUACAAUCUUCGACGACAUCUAUGUACUCAGCUUGCCGUCCUUUACUUGGGUCAAGGUCUUUACGGGCCAAGAUGCACGAUGGAGCGUCACAUGUCAUUUCAUCCCCCCGAGGCAAAUGAUCACCGUAGGCGGUGGUGGCAAGAGCAGCAAUAUUUCCUCCGACUGCGAUUGGGAACAGAAGAGCUUGGCUGUGCUUGACCUGAGCACCAUCAAGUGGGGCAGCGUUUACGAUGCCGCAGCCCCGGCUUUCGAAGUGCCCGAAGCAGUGGUCAAGGUGAUUGGUGGAGGGCCGUCAGGGAAUGCCACGAAACUCGAACCCGACGGAGGGUGGGACCAGACAGGCCUGAGCAACCUCUUCAUCAUAAGACAAGCUGCCACCACCUCUCCACCGCCGAGCGACAGCACAACCCCAUCGAUCACAGCUACGGCCACGCUAAGCCCAUAUAGCAAAGAAACAGACGACGGAAUAUCUGGCGGCGCGAUCGCAGGGAUCGCCAUAGCGGCGGUCGCUGGCGUGCUACUCGUCGCUGGCGGGGUCUUCUUCUGGCUCCGUCGUCGUCGCCAGCAGGGCAGAAGCCAAGGACUAGGUCCCGACGUCCCCGAGAAGGAUUCGCUGCCGUCGUAUAGCACUGCCGCCUCGCACCGCGCGGCCGAACUCGCAGGCGUUUACCAACCCGUGGAGAUGCCGGCGAAGGAUGGACCUACAGCGACCGUGAAGUCCGACCCGCAGAAACCUGUCGAGAAGGAUGCCGAUGCAGUAGUGCAAGGGACGCACCCGUCGGUGCGACAAAACGGACCCGCCGAGAUGGAGUAG